CCUUGGCUCGUGGCAUCGUUCAUCGUGCUUAUGAUGAGUGCGACAGCAGACUGCGGUACAACCUUGAGUGCUAUCAACCGCUGCAGCGACCCCGACGAGACGGCUACGACCUUCGCGUUCUUAGUCGCGCAUCCCGCAUCCCCCCGUGAACACAGAACACUGGACGAAGAAGAUCAUUUGACUGUGCGCUAUUUGUGGGUGAACGAUGAAGAAAGUGGGGCACAUUUGAAUGGAAUCACGCACCAGAGGCCAAUGAGGCUGUCGCUUGCUCUGGAGAGGACAUGACUGCAAUUUAGUUACUAGGAAGGCCAGUGAACUCAUCCCGUCCUUGGGUUAUUGUAAUAUCCUGAACGAGAUUUGGAAGAGUCCCAACAAAUUCCAGCAGGUUUCUGUCAAUUAUGGGCGAAUCAUCACGGCUCAGUGCGUAGAAGAUCAAAGAUUGAAAGAAAUCGUCAAUAAAAGAGUCGAAUGAUGAAUUGUGUUUGGCAAAAUGUAUGGGCGCUUGUUCCUGUGCAGAGUUUGUU
Molecule: messenger RNA, 524 nt
Organism: Suillus subalutaceus
Lineage: Eukaryota; Fungi; Basidiomycota; Agaricomycetes; Boletales; Suillaceae
Exons: 2
Source: RefSeq, a predicted model, not a curated record